UGAAGGGAGGGGCUUUUGUGAUGGCCUUCUUCUUCUUCAUCGAGCUCGACAACUAAUGUACACAAUUUUCUUCCCUUCCGUUUUGUUCGUUCAUUGUCCGUCAUUUGGCUUCGCGGGGAGAUCACGAACUCUGGUGUACACUUGCCGCCAUCGCCACCAACUCCCGCCAUACCGUCCCAAGUCUAAACUCAAACCUUUCCCUUGUAUUCUCUUGGAAGGAGUGUCCGCAAAUACCCUACUCUGCUGCUCCCCUCCUCUGCAGUGUACUUCACGCCCUUCCGAAUUCUGAGUUGAAAGUGGAGUGUUAUUGUGUUGGAGUUCGUUUCAGGAGUCGUUAGAAGUCGUAUGAGUUCUCUGUGAGCCACCGGGGUGGAGAAGAAUUCGUGACCAGUAGAGAAUAUUAAGGCUGUAUUGGGAGUGCCUGAGUGUGUGUGUGUACAUUUUGUUUUGUUUUGUUUUGUUUUUUUUGAUUUUUUCCCACCUCACGAGCAUUGAGAGAAUUCGGGUGAGGAAGGUUGGUGGGAGGGAAUGAUUAAGUCGCGAGAGGUGUGGGAAGAAUGAGACCAGGCGUUGGGUGGGUUUUGUUUGGAAGGAGUGAGCGGUACGGGAAUUGUGUACAAUUGACUUGGGGGUGUGUCGAGCUAUUUAUGAUCGUGGGCGGUUGAUUCGUAUGGCGUGCAUAGAAUUUUCAACAAGUGUAUGUGAAUUCAGUGAGGGCUGAAGGGGGGGACGGGAGCGGUUUGAGCGCUGGAAAUGUUGUGGCUGGAGGUAGAGUGUGCGAGAGUGGUGGAACUUGGAGAAAUUUACAACGGUUAGGAUACGUGUUAGUGUACAGAAUCACUCAUGCCCUCAUUACCAGGACUUAUCAUGAGCUUCAAAGCCCAAAUUUAUGAGGAGUUGGGGUAGGUUCAUGAGACGUAUUGAACCGGUCCUCAGGAGGAGGGAAAAUGUACAGGGAUUGGAAUGUAUAGCUCUUUCAAAUUGGCAGUGGGUUAGUGAGUAUCAGCCUCGAUGAAUUCGCCACUCACAAAGCAGCCUCGGCAGAGUCCGAUACAGAGCCGGACUUUUGCAAAUAGAGAUAGAAUGCCCCCGCUUACACCAAACACACGAAGCGACGUGAAUACUGCUAGAGGAAGGGUGUCUCUCAAUUCGGAACCAAGCAUUACCGACAGUGAGAAGGAAAAUCGAGUGCACAGACCUGGGGGUAGCAUCAAGAGGUCUACGAACAGUUCAUCUUUAAUCAAAUAUGAAGUAUUGAAUGAGUCCACUCGGAGCGCAUCGCCAUCCAUUGGCACUGUGAAUCACCAUCAAUCGGAUGCCGAUACACGAGCCCAUUCAUCUUACAACCGGAAGGAUAAAUCCUUGGGACUUCUUUGUGAAAACUUCUUGAACUUAUACGGGACUGAAGAAGGAGAAUGUAUUAGUCUCGAUGAGGCUGCAAGCCGUCUAGGUGUUGAAAGGAGGCGUAUUUAUGACAUUGUGAAUGUCCUUGAAAGCAUAGAGGUUCUCAUUCGAAAAGCUAAGAACCGGUACACAUGGCAUGGGUCUACGAGGUUGCCUCAAGCUCUUCAAACCAUGAAGGAAGCGGCUUUACGCGUUUAUGGAUUGGGAGAGUUUGCCAAUACCUCUGCUGAUGAAAGUAGACCAACGAUUGUGGCGAGUAACUGUGCGUCUUCAGAUGAUGAGGACGAGGAACGGAAAACCUUGCCUUCACAAGAGUCAGAAGCAUGUGCCUCUGUCCAGUCUCAGCAAAGUUCAGCUCCUAAAGCGAAAGCAGAUUGUCGGCGGGAGAAGUCACUGGGGCUCCUAAGCCAGAAGUUUGUUCAGCUUUUCCUAGUCUCCCAGUCGCAAGUCGUCUCUCUUGAAGACGCAGCUCGGCUGCUGCUUGGCGAUUGCAAAGAUGCUUCCAAACUUAAGACUAAGGUGAGGCGAUUGUAUGAUAUUGCAAACAUCCUUUCAUCGUUGCAACUCAUUGAGAAGACACACAUGGCGGAGAACCGCAAACCUGCCUUUAGGUGGCUCGGCACAAAGGAUGACCUUGUUGGUCCAGCUACUCGUAUGAGGAUAUCAGGGAACUACGUCCAGAGCCCAACUGUGAACACUAUUCCUGCGUGCAGCUCUUUCUCGUUUGAUAGGACCAAACGAGGUCUCAAACGGGGUGGUACGGAUGCUCCCAGAGUGGAACCGAAUUCGGCUAAGAGAACAGCCCUGAAGCCACUGCAGCCUAGAGAUCCAAAUGUGAUGACUCCUUAUUCCAGAGAUAUUAUCAAUAAACCUGUGCCACUACAUCCACGCGCAUCUCAGGCUGAUUCUUCUGUAUCUGACCUCAAAAUUUUGAGCGUAGCACCUUCGCCACAUAAUGCGGCCGACUCUCCAACUGCACCAGCAACCACCGCAUUUUCAAGUCCAAUAAGAACAACUGUAGGUUGGAGGGAAUGGAAUGACGGCGUUCAAAUUCAUGCAACUCCCACCAUCACUCCGUGGUCCGCGCAGUGUUGUGAUCACGCUGGGUCCUCGAAUGCAGCUUGCCCUUCUAGCAACAGCACACUUACUUGCAGUCAAGGCGGAUGCACCCCAGUCAUUAGCCAGGCCCCAGGAAUGGGUUCUCCGGCAGUGAUGGCUGGGGGGGGUGUGAGAAACUGUCGCACUUGUCUAUCCCGGGUAUCGUAUGAUAAUCUCUACCCAUUCAGGCCUCCUGGUUCUUUAUUUAACCCUUUCCUCCCCUCUCCCCCUUUUCCAAUGCAUCCUCAGCUAGCUGCUGCUGGAUUCAGUCUUGCACCUCCAGGGCUAGCUCCAGAGCAAUCUCUUGGAUUGGAUUCAACCCGGGCGCAGGAUUGUUCAGUUCACAGGACAGACAAUGGAGUUGCAGCCGCCGCCGUCCUGCAGUACCAUAAUGAGACUCUAGGUCACAUGUUUGCACAAUACGUGGAGGCGUGGAAGUCGUGGUAUCUACAAGCUGCAUCGGUUGCUAAUCCUUCAAGUUUUCAAACUCCUCCUCCAGUCCGCCCUGGCACACCACAGAGCCCUUCAUAACAGGGACAGAGUUACGGGCUGGAAUUCUAAAUGGAUGUGGCGAGUACAGAAUGUGCAAAUCUGGUUGAAAGUCCUCAUAUGCGAAUUGAAGCUAUAGCAGAAUUUUUGACACUUGAUUGCCCAUUGCAGUCCUUGGAGAAUGUAGGCAGUGUAUUUGAAAAUUGAGAGGUGUUUCAAGAUAAAUCACCCAUUUUCGUGGUGAGCGCUGUAACAGAAAUGUCAUAAAACAUUCUUUCCUAUAUCCGUCCUUGUUUAAAAGAGUCGAGAUGUUCUCAGAUC
This is a messenger RNA of Physcomitrium patens, 3312 nucleotides long. RefSeq lists its product as uncharacterized. Gene Ontology annotation, biological process: regulation of transcription by RNA polymerase II. Lineage: Eukaryota; Viridiplantae; Streptophyta; Bryopsida; Funariales; Funariaceae. The record is from RefSeq and is a predicted model, not a curated record. Gene Ontology annotation, cellular component: RNA polymerase II transcription regulator complex. Gene Ontology annotation, molecular function: DNA-binding transcription factor activity, RNA polymerase II-specific; RNA polymerase II cis-regulatory region sequence-specific DNA binding.